Paramisgurnus dabryanus is the source of this 6300-nucleotide messenger RNA. RefSeq lists its product as uncharacterized. Gene Ontology annotation, cellular component: nucleus. NCBI's taxonomy places the organism in Eukaryota, Metazoa, Chordata, Actinopteri, Cypriniformes, Cobitidae. Gene Ontology annotation, biological process: regulation of transcription by RNA polymerase II. The record is from RefSeq and is a predicted model, not a curated record. Gene Ontology annotation, molecular function: DNA-binding transcription factor activity, RNA polymerase II-specific.
CCCAUCAUGCCUUUAUAUGUCACUUCCUGGUUUGUCACUUCCUGUUUGUCAGCCACAUGAAGAGAUGGAGCAAUGUAAGCAUUGCUAACUUAAGAGUGUUUCUAUCUAUAUCAUAUGACAUCCAACCAAGAAAAUGCAAGAUAUAACCCCCUCUCUUAGCUCACAAGCAGGCAAAAGUGGUAUGUGGAUAUAUUUUCUGUUUUAUUUAAUCACGAUGGACAGAAAACAUGAUGACAUGGGUACAAAAAGACGAGAUCAGACAAAGGACAGGAACAUGAGGGCAAACUAUAAAGGAUGUGAAGAGUGAUUCAUGUUUGGAUAUAGAAAUAACGUCCUCAACAUCAAAAGAGCGACUGACAGCACAAACUCUUUCCUGCAUCACCUGUGGAAAGACAUUCAGCUCACAGAGACAUUUAGAGAGACAUGAGAGAAAACACACAGAACAGAAACUCUUCACCAGAUCUGAGAUCAGCUUUACUACCUUACAAGAGAAGAAACUUCAUUCAGAAGACCACAGAGAGAAGAAGAAGAAGAAGAAGAAGAAGUUUCACUGUGAGCAGUGUGGGAAGAUUUGUCUCUCUUCAUCUAAACUAAAUGUUCACAUGAGGACACACAGUGGUGAAAAGCCUUUCUACUGCACUGAAUGUGGAAAUUACUUCAGAACCAAACACAAUCUUAAAGUUCAUAAUAGACUUCAUACAGGUGAAAAACCUUACGAGUGUCCUCACUGUGAGAAGAGAUUUAGGCGUAAACGUGGUCUGAAGAGACAUGUGCUUUCACACACCAAUGAGAGACCGUAUCAGUGCAGUGAAUGUGACAAAAACUUUAGGGAUUCACGUUCUUUAAAAAAACACCAGAAUAUUCACAUUAAAGAGAAACUCCAUCAGUGUUCACACUGUGAUAAAUGUUACGGUCAUAAAUAUCAGCUGAUAGUCCAUGAGAGAGUUCAUACUGGAGAAAAACCUUAUCACUGUAGUGUAUGUGGGAAGAGUUUUAGUCAUCAAACUACAUUACUAUGUAACAAGAGACUUCAUACAGGUGAAAAACCUUUUAAAUGCUCUCAGUGUGACAUGACAUUUGCUUAUUCAGGUCACUUCAAAGUCCAUCAGAGAGUUCACACUAGAGAGAAACCUUACGUCUGCUCUCACUGUGGAAAGAGCUUCUCUAGUUCAUCUAAAUUCAUAGUUCAUCAGAGAGUUCAUACUGGAGAGAAACCUUAUCACUGUAGUGUCUGUGGGAAGAGUUUUAGUCAAAAAACUACAUUACAAUGUCAUAAGAGAAUUCAUACAGGUGAAAAACCUUACAAAUGCUCUCAGUGUGACAAGACGUUUGCUCAGUCAAAUUCCUUAAAAUCCCAUGAGAGAAUUCAUACUGGAGAGAAACCUCAUCACUGUAGUGUCUGUGGAAAGAGUUUUAGUCAAGGGUCUUCAUUACUAAACCACCAGAGAAUUCAUACAGGUGAAAAACCUUUCAAAUGCUCUCAGUGUGACAAGACGUUUACUUGUACAAGUAACUUAAAAUACCAUCAGAGAGUUCAUACUGGAGAGAAACCUCAUCACUGUAGUCUCUGUGGGAAGAGUUUUAGUCAAGAGUCUUCAUUACUAAAGCACAAGAGAAUUCAUACAGGUGAAAAACCUUUCAGAUGCUCUCAGUGUGACAAGACGUUUUCUCAGUCAAAUCACUUACAAGCCCAUAAGAGAGUUCAUACUGGAGAGAAACCUUAUCACUGUAGUGUCUGUGGGAAGAGUUUUAGUGUAAAUGCUACAUUACUAAAGCACCAGAGAAUUCAUACAGGUGAAAAACCUUUCAAAUGCUCUCAGUGUGACAAGACGUUUGCUCAGUCAGAUUACUUACAAGCCCAUCAGAGAGUUCAUACUGGAGAGAAACGUUAUCACUGUAGUGUCUGUGGGAAGAGUUUUAGUCAACGGACUUCAUUACUAAAGCACCAGAGAAUUCAUACAGGUGAAAAACCUUUCAAAUGCUCUUAGUGUGAUAAGACGUUUGCUCAGUCAGGUUACCCACAAGCCCAUCAGAGAGUUCAUAAUGGAGAGAAACGUUAAAGCUGAAGGUAUACUAGGGAGGUCUGCAUGACGUCAUUUUUGUCAUCAGGAGAAAAUGACCAUACGCAUACAAUACGCGUUCAACAGCGCAUGUGUGAGAAAAUAUUGAGACAGGACAUCCCACUACAAACAAUUUUAAAAAGGCAAUAUACAGCAUUUGCACACACACUAUUGUUUUUUCUUCUUUUAUUUUCACUUAUUUCAAGAACAGAAAGCUGUGGAGCAUUUCCGUCAACCUAAUAUUUGAUUCCUGGUCUUUGUUUUCUUCUUGUUUCUUUUAAACUUUGUUUGCCAUGGUGGAUUGUCUACUUUCUUCACCUAUCCUACAUUUUUUUAUGACGCUUUUCUGUUGCAUAGUACCUCACGGUUUGGUUUGGGGUCAGCUUACUUUUGGGAGCUUUUCCACUGAGUGAAGUAUGUAGUACCCAAUACUUUUUUUAGUACCACCUCGGUUGGGGUUUCAAGCGACCUGAGCUGAUAACAAACGUGACGGGAAAACACUGUAGAUCACUGAUUGGUCUGAGAGAGUCGUCACUAUCAGUGUCAUUGCUAUAAUCUUAAAGAUAAGCUUUACCUUAGUGCUAGCUUGCGGUGUCUCGAGCAAACAUGUUGUCAUCUGUGCUCUGCUAUAAGUUCCCAAACUCCCUUUAGCGAUGAAAAACAUCUACAGGUUGAGAAUCAAGAACACCAUAAAAGUUUUUUUUCAGACUUGCAGUUUGUGGCGGCACAUUCGCGACGCGCACGUAUGCUUAAAUGCAACUUAUGAGGCUUAGCGGAGCGUAUUAACUGAUGCCACAGGUGUUUGUACAGAAACUGUCAUGUGAGACCGAGGUAGUGAUAAAUGCGAUGUGCAAACAUCUAUUUUGAUGAUCAAUUUUAGUUUUGUGUCAGACUGAGAAAUAAAUGAAUGUAUGGGAAUGUACAACAAUGCUCUCACUUGUAUGAUGUCACAGCAGUAGGCAGCGCAAAUAUAACAACACGCCUAUAAUCCCUCCCAUCUGAAAUAAUACUAACUCGAUGGAAAAGCUAACCAAGCCAAAGUGAAGUGAGCUGACCCGACCUGACUCGCAAAUCAGUGCGGCUCUGAUGGCCUGGUAGAGUAAUAAUUUGAAUGAGAAAUCAUUUGUAUUGUGUACAGUCGUGGCCAAAAGUUAGCAAUUUGCAUAUACUCCAGAAUGUUGAAUGAAUAGUGAUCAGCUGAAUUGCAUAGUCCUUCUUUGCUAUGAAAAUUAACUUAAUCUCAAAAAACCUUUCCACUGCAUUUUAUUGCUGUCAUUAAAGGACCUGCUGAGAUAAUUUCAGUAAUCGUCUUGUUACCUCAGGUGAGAAUGUUGAUGAGCUCAAGGCUGGAGAUCAUUAUGUCAGGCUGAUUGGGUUAGAAUGGCAGACUUGACAUGUUAAAAGGAGGAUGAUGCUUGAAAUCAUUGUUCUUCCAUUGUUAACCAUGGUGACCUGCAAAGAAACGUGUGCAGCCAUCAUUGCGUUGCAUAAGAAAUGGCUUCACAGGCAAGGAUCUUGUGGCUACUAAGAUUGCACCUAAAUCAACAAUUUAUAGGAUCAUCAAGAACUUCAAGGAAAGAGGUUCAAUUCUUGUAAAGAAGUCUUCAGGGCGUCCAAGAAAGUCCAGCAAGCGCCAGGAUCGUCUCCUAAGGAGGAUUCAGCUGCGGGAUCGGAGUGCCACCUUUGCUCAGGAAUGGCAGCAGGCAGGUGUGAGCGCAUCUGCACGCACAGUGAGGCGAAGACUUUUGGAAGAUGGCCUGGUGUCAAGAAGGGCAGCAAAGAAGCCACUUCUCUCCAAAAAAAAAACAUCAGGGACAGAUUGCUCUUCUGCAGAAAGUAUAGUGAAUGGACUGCUGAGGACUGGUGCAAAGUCAUAUUCUCCAAUGAAGCCCCUUUCCAUUUGUUUGGGGCAUCUGAAAAAAGGCUUGUCAGGAGAAGAAAAGGUGAGCACUACCAUCAGUCCUGUGUCAUGCCAACAGUAAAGCAUCCUAAAACUAUUCAUGUGUGCGGUUACUUCUCAUCCAAGGGAGUAGGCUCACUCACAAUUCUGCCCAAAAACACAGCCAUGAAUAAAGAAUGUUACCAAAAUGGUUAAUCCCAUUAGGGUUGUUGCGGUGACAGAAUUUUCCCACCGGUUAAUCAGCGCGUGACAAACCCGGUUUCACCGGGUGGGAGGGGCUUAUAAAUGCACAGAAGUGCGCAUUUUAUAUCACUUUUGAGUUAGAUGCAACUGUUGUUUAAAUCCAGCGCUUGCGUACGCUGCGUUAAAUCGCGUAUGAAUUUGCGUGCAAAUGUGAGCGCAACAGCUGGUUUAAGUGCUUGAGUCAAUGUGCGCAGGUACUUCUGACAGAAACCCGCCAGUCCCAAGCAGAGCAACUGGCUAUUCCUCCAUAAAGCGCUGCUUGAAUGAUGGGUUUAUUAUUAUUCUUAAUGAAAAACACAACAACAAAACGAUCUCGCCUAUAUUAAACAUCAUAUAUGUAUAUUAUAACAAAAACGAGUAAGCACGCGGCUUCUGCCAUUGUCUGCUCGCCGCAGUCUGACAGGAAUGAAAUCUGACACCCGCAGCCGCUGCUCUGUGAUGACGCGCGUUCAGCUCCGCUGGAUUCAGCCAGCAGACACAUACAGUUGUAAGUGUUUGCUCUCUCUAACGAAACUAAAUGAUUUAAUUACAAGAAAAUAUCAAAACGACGGUGAAAGACGGUGUCGCGGUGGGCAAGUGAUCUAACCGGUGAGAGGCUGAAGCACCGGUAAUCACCGUUUCACCGACUAUCACAACAAGCCUAAAUCCAAUUAAGAACUUGUGCAGUCAAUUCUCAAGAGGCGGGUGAACAAACAAAAACCCACAAAUUCUGACAAACUCCAAGAAGUGAUUAUGAAAGAAUGAGUUGCUAUCAGUCAGGAUUUGGCCCCGAAGUUGAUUGAGAGCAUGCCCAGUCGAAUUGCAGGGGUCCUGAAAAAGAACGGCCAACACUGCAAAUACUGACUCUUUGCAUAAAUGUCAUGUAAUUGUCGAUAAAAGCCUUUGAAACGUAUGAAGUGCUUGUAAUUAUAUUUCAGUACAUCAUAGAAACAACUGAAACAAAGAUCUUAAAACAGUUUAGCAGCAAACUUUGUGAAAACUAAUAUUUAUGUAGUUCUCAAAACUUUUGGCCACAACACUACAUUUCCAACACGGGUAGCUGAGUAUGCUUUGAAAGCUGUGUGUGAGCUGGACAUGGGAAAAAGUAUACCCGGCCCUUAAGUCUGCUCUCACUGUGGAAUAAGCUUCUGUUAUCCGUUUUAAUUCAGAGAUCAUCAGAGAGUUCAUACUGGAGAGAAACCAUAACACAGUAGUGUCUGUGGGAAGAGUUAAUCAACAGUCAAACUUUAUAAAGCACCAGUGACCUUAAUAAGGUUAUGACACCAAAAAUAGCUUUAAAUAUUAUUAAAUCGUAGCUAAACCCUAAACCAACUUUUUUAGUUAAUGAUCUGUAAGAAUGGGGCUUUAUUAGUGCUGUUCAUUGAUUCGAGUAACAUUUUUGACAUUUGGGUAUAGGUGAUGUAAGCUGUACGGUGUGACAUAAGCAGGUUCAAGCUCGCCUCGCUCUUGUUACGAUCACACCGCACCCUUGGCAAAAUUCUCCAUUUUAGAGUCUGACAGCAGCAGCCCCCAAACAUUUCUUGCAUUUUGCAAAUAUUGGCAGUGGGUGGAGUCAGGGGUUUAGUUACCCUUUGAUAGUAAAAUAAGAACAAAUAAUCAAAUUAUGAGCAAUAUCGCAGAUAAAUACAACAGAACAAACAAACAAAUGAAAUCAAACUGUGCUGCUCAUGUUUUCAGAUUGAUCUAACAGUUCUAUAUUUUGGAGUUAGGUGGGAAGCUGGUAAAGGGUGUAUGUGUCUGGGAGCAAACAUACCGUUCAUAACUAUAUAAGAUAGUGUUAAUUCAUGUUGUUUUUCAUAUUUUAUUUACACAUUUAUCAUUUUUAUCUCUUUAAUGAACUAUUUUUAUGUGUCAAACUCGUUUAUUUUAUAUUGUGUGCUGUGUGACUUUACAAAUUGGUUUUAAAGUUUUAAUGUCAUGGGAUCACAAUGUCAUUAAUUGUUCAUUAACUUUGCUUUGUAUAGAAACACACUGUGAGAGGAACUGUUCAGAUUAUUCAGUAAAUUCUUUGUUCAUUUUUACAAUGAUUAUGUCUUUUGACUUCUGCUAUAGGCAUAUUCUCUGGGCUGAUAUUAAAGUUUACAUAAUUAUUCAGUA